This is a messenger RNA of Nicotiana attenuata, 3315 nucleotides long. RefSeq names its product putative pentatricopeptide repeat-containing protein At3g16890, mitochondrial. Gene Ontology annotation, molecular function: protein binding. The transcript is spliced from 2 exons. Bases 59 to 2182 code for a protein of 707 amino acids. Lineage: Eukaryota; Viridiplantae; Streptophyta; Magnoliopsida; Solanales; Solanaceae. The record is from RefSeq and is a predicted model, not a curated record.
GGAGGGUUCUCUCUACAUAGUCGCAUACAGAACUGAACUCUGUGAUUUCCAAAGGGGAAUGAAAGGGUUCUCCUCUCUAGCUUCAAGGGCUUCUUCACCUGCUUUCACAAAUCUCUCUAAACAAAACCACAAUUCCCUCAGACCCAUUACUCCAAAACCCUCAAAUCUUGACUCUGUUGCGACCACUAGCAGCACCACCACUCAACAAACUUCACCCGGUAAGUCUUCAUUGAACUGGCGUUCCAACACUUCAAUUGCAGCUAAAAAACGAAACUUUCAAGGAAGUGGUAUUGAUUACGGGUAUUUUACUCAGAUUCUUGCAAGAAAUGACUGGUAUUUAUUGCUAAACCAUGAGUAUAAAGCCAAGAGGGUUACUCUUAAUCAGCAAGCAGUUGUUAGUAUUCUGCAUAAUCAAGAAAAUCCAUUACACCCUUUUAGAUUUUACAUCUGGAUUACGAAUAUUUGUCCCUCUUUUGCCAAGAAUCAAUCAGUUAAGGGGGUCUUAGGUAAUGUACUGUAUAGAAAAGGUCCCCUUUUGUUGUCAGCUGAGCUAGUUCAGGAUAUCAGAAACUCUGGAAAUUUAAUUACUGUGGAUUUGCUUUGUGUUCUGAUUGGUAGUUGGGGGAGAUUAGGCUUGGGAAAGUACUGUGCUGACAUUUUGGAGCAGGCUUCUUAUUUGGGAGUCGCUCCUAGUACUAGGUUGUAUAAUGCAGUGAUCGAUGCGUUGGUCAAGUCCAAUUCACUUGACUUAGCUUAUCUAAAGUUUCAGCAAAUGCAGGUGGAUAAUUGUAAUCCGGAUAGGUUUACGUAUAAUAUUCUCAUUCAUGGAGUUUGUAAGGUUGGGGUUGUGGAGGAAGCGAUUCGGUUGGUUAAACAGAUGGAAGGAGCGGGAUACUCUCCCAAUGUGUUUACUUACACCAUUUUGGUUGAUGGGUUUUGUAAUGCUAGAAGGGUGGACGAGGCUUUUGAGCUCUUCCGGAGAAUGAAGGAUAGGAAUAUUGUUCCAACUGAAGCUACUGUAAGAUCAUUGGUUAAUGGGGUAUUUCGUUGUAUGCCACCAGAUAAGAGUUUUGAAUUAUUAUCUAGAUGGUUAGAGAAGGAACCUGCCUUGCCUAAUAUAGCUUUUGCUUCCGUGCUACAUUGCCUUAGUACUAAUUUUUUGCCAACAGAAGCAGCCCAACUUUUAAGAAUAUCAAUUGAUAGAGGUUACGUCCUGGAUAACGCUACUAUUAACAUUGUACUGACUUGUUUAGUCAAAGGAUUAGAGCUUGAUGAUACUUGUCAGAUGUUAGACUUUAUCACUCUUCGAGGUAUGAAGGUUAGUAUUGAUAUAUAUCUUGCACUUGUUGAUGCUCUUUACAAAGCAGGGAAAGUAGAAAAGGGGAAUGAAUAUUUGUUCCAGAUGUUUAAGGAUGGUCUUGUAUCUAACACAUUCUUCUAUAACCGGGUCAUUGAUUGCUUCUGCAAAAUCAAAAUGAUGGAGAAAGCAUCAGAGGCUUUUAAAGACAUGCUUCAGAGAGGUCUCGCUCCCAAUCUUGUGACUUUCAACACUCUUAUUAGUGGACAUUCUAAGGUAGGGAAGGUUGACAAGGUACGUGAGCUACUGGUCAUGCUAUUGGAACAUGGUUUUCGACCAGACAUUUUCACGUUUAGUUCACUGAUUGAUAGCCUUUGUAGAGUAAAUCGGAUUGACGAUGCUUUAGACUGUUUCACAGAGAUGGUAGAAUGGGGAGUUGCUCCAAACGCUGUUACAUACAAUAUCUUAAUUCGUGCACUCUGUGUCCUCGGAGAUGUUGGUGGAUCAAUGAAAUUAUUAAGAAAAAUGCAAGAUGAUGGAAUAAAAGCAGAUGUUUUCUCCUUCAAUGCCUUAAUUCAAAGUUUUUGUAGGAUGAAUAAGAUUGAUGAGGCACAAAGGCUUCUUGUAAGCAUGUUGACACUGGAUUUGACCCCUAAUAAUCAUACUUAUGGUGCAUUUAUUAGGGCCUUAUUUAACUCGGGGAGAUUUGAUGAAGCUAAGAACUUGUUUUUGUCAAUGGAAGCAAAUGGAUGCAUCCCUGACGCUUCCACAUGUAAAUUAUAUUUUGAUUCAAUUGUCCAAUCAAGCUGUAGUGAAGAAGCUCGGGAUGUUUUAAGGGAGUGCAGGAAAAAGGGGAUGCUAGUGGAACCCGUUACUACUUCAUAGUAUCUUUUUUUAGGAGUGAUUAUCAUCACUUAAAGCCGACAACCUACACUGCUCGUUAGCCCACCGUGAACAUAACAUUGCUAUUGACUCAACAGGCUGGAGCCAGAUGUAAUAUAGGAAGUGAAUGAGCUGUUAAAAGAAAAGUAACAUGCACUCGUUUUUCUGUGAGAUUUGGAAUAAUAAUGAGGUGCUUAAUUGAUCUGAAGAAAUCUGAUUUUCAGAUCAAGGACCUGAGUGAAGGAAAAAGGAGUUACUGGCUCGUUCUUAUCAAUACCAAACCAAUACUUACUAUGGAUGCUUCACUGUGAAUGCGAAGAUGGAGCCCUUGUUUAUAUCUUAUACAUGAAACCUAGGUGUUAAUUUAUAAAAGGUUUUUGUUCUGCCUCCAUACAUGAUGAUGAAUCUUUUCUUCCUUUUCAUCUCUGUUCUCGUCUAGAUGGAGUGAACUGUACUCAUGACUGGUUUAAGUCUUUGUGCUCAUGCAGCUUCUAUGAAAGAAGUUUUUCUUGACUACUUCAACCAUGUAAAGAGGGCGAAACAUAAGCUGGCUAGCAAUAUAGGCUCCUGACAUGUGGUUUAAGCCCCUUCUCGUAAAGGAAAUGGAGAUAUUUGAUCAUUGAAAGCUGUGUUAGCUGAAAAGGUUUUAAUUUCAGCAUCUGUGGUCAUAAAGCAUCAAUAUUGUGUUCUAAGUUGGCCUUUCGAGGCUAGGAUGGUUUCCUGCCAGUUGAAGAUUCUUCUUGUGGUUUAAAGGAGCGUACAAUGGCAGAAGUUCAACUGCGUCUUGGUCCUUAACCGAGAAGACUCGUAAGAGGAACAAUCACGAAGAAGUGACACGGCCCCAUCUUUAAUAUUUCCAAAAUGGAAGCUGGGUUUGGUCUUUCACCUUAUUUCACUAUUUCUGUGGGUUCCUGUCUUUCCGAGAAGUACUAGUGGCUAAGGAAUCAUCAAGAGUUCACUAUACAUCUCCCUGUAUCAAUGUUUUCUAUUACUUAGUGCUUGAAUGAGGAACCAUAGCAGGUUUCCUCUUGGAAAUUUGUAUAGACUGAAUUGACAAGGACUAACGAUUUAUUAGUUUGUUAUCUGUCACAUGUAACAUUUUGCUAAUGUGAACACUUAAAAGUGAAUUCUUGAUA